UCUCCCCCCCCCCCCCCCCCCCCCCCCGGCUGGUGGCCCUGACCUUAGUCUCCGUGCUGUUUCUAGCUUGAAUCCCACCCGUGACUUUCAGGAUGAAGUUUCAUCUUCAGUGUGAUCACUGUAGUGCCCUUGCAGCUGCUCUGUCACUUCCCACAACUUCUAGUUGGAGUGUCUCUAGUUUUUCAAGUGUGCCUUGCUACCUUCUUCUGGGAACUCUCCUUCUUCAGAAUCCCUCCCUGCCAUCUUUCCCUCCACUCCAAGCUGGACCUCCUGGGUCCUAGAGGUCUGGGCAGUAGGUUUGUGCCUGCACUGUAUGGGUACUGAUGUUAGUGAAAUAAAAUUGGAAAUUCAUUCACAAGCCUUGUGUGGCAUCCUUUCUUCAGACAUAAUUGACUGUGGGUGAGGGUUUAGAGAACCAGUCAGCCUACUGUGGGCCUUGCCAGCCUCUGGAGUCAGCCUGCACCAUGCUCAUUUUCUGUAUGCUAGCCACAUCGGCCUUCUUUUGGUCUGCAUGCAGUCUUUUCAGCGUCAGGCCUUUGCACCUGUUGCUCCUCUGUGUGGAAUUCUACAUACCUCCUAUACAGAGAUUACACCUAGUCACCACUUGCCCAGAAAAACCUCUGACCACCUGGAUUAGGACACACACAUGCUUCUAAGAACUUGCCUUUACACUGUGUCUUUUCCUAUGAGGACCUGUCCAAGUUGUAACUCUUUUGUGUGAUUACUAUGUCGAUUCCUAUCCCUCUUGCCUGUGAGCUCUGCAAAGGCAGGAACUCUGUCUGGUUUUGCCCAUUUUGUAUUCUCCAGUAACCAGCACAGAGUCUGGGGUCCAGUAACUGCUCUGGUAAUACCUUGUGAGUGAAUGGAUGGGUGAAUGGGUGGGCAGUUUCAACAGUAGUUUGGCCCUAGCAUGUUAGUGGUUCCUCUAGGAGUGACUCCUAGAGAAACCCGAAGGUUUUUCCCCUCAAGGACUAACUGCUUUGUAUCAUGGGUUUCCCAGGACUCUUUUUUUUUUUUUUAAUGUUUGUUUAUUUUUGAGAGAGAUACAGAGUGCAAGCAGGGGAGGGGUAGAGAGAGAGAGACAGAAUCUGAAACGAGCUCCAGGCCCCGAGCUGUCAGCACAGAGCCCAACGCGCUGCUCAAACUCAUGAUCAACUCAGGAUCCGCGAGAUCAUGACCUGAGCCGAAGUCGAAGGCUUAACCAACUGAACCACCCAGGCGCCCCCCAGGACUGUCUCUUAAUAAAAGAAUCCUCCCUCUCCUCUUCCCUCUCCAUUUCACACUCAGCCCCAGCCUGGCUUAAUUCUCCACCCUGUAACAGCUGCUUUCAUCUUCCUGUCUCCACGGUUAGGACUGUCACUGUUCCCGCAGGUUUGGCACACCUACUGGUGCUGCCCUUAGAAGUCACUGCAUAUACUCCUUUAGAAAGCUAAAACGUCAUGUUAAAGAAGUGGCCCUGCACUCAGGCAGCCAGGGGCUCUGUGGGAGGAAGAAACCUGCGUCUGGUUGCCCUGGCCUCAGAAGUCAGCUGCAGCGUACUGGGCACAGAUGGGCAAGGGCUCUUGUCCUGCGACAGCGCUGUCGUCACAGGGCUUCCUGAACUUACAGGAGCGAGAUCACUUCCCAGUCACACGGCUGAGAAGCAGCAGGGACAGGAGAGGAACCCAACCUUGUCGGCUCCAGAACCCAGGGCUCCCCUACAAACUAGGUCGCCUGCUUCCAGAGUAUGGCCUGGUUUGUGAAGUUGGUACCCCCUGCUGACAUUUUCCUAGCAACAAUAGUUUCCCUGCAGAUGAGGGGGAGGAGGAGCCAGGAGACCAUUCCCCUUCACCACAAUAGGAAGCUGAGGCCUAGCAGGGGUCUACAGGGGCAGAUGGCAGGCAGGCUAGGGCACAGACCCCCGAGCCUUGGGAGCUGGAUCCGUGCCCCCUCCCCUGGCGCCUGCGCACUGCAGUUCUGUUCCCGCCCAACCCCGCCCAAUCGCCCGGGUUUUCAAAUUUGAAACCUGCUCCUUUUCCCGCCCGAACUUGUAGGGCAGCGGAGGGGGAGGGUGGGGCCGAACGCAGCCAAUAGUGCCUCACAAGCUCCCCGGCCCCGCCCUGAAGGUGACGACAGCAAGCCGCAGUAGGCAAUGGGCAAAUGGGCAAAGGUGCCCGCUGGCCCCGCCUCCGUGGCGCCCACGUGCAGCAGUCGAGCUGGGGCCUCCCAGAGACCACGGGUGCCCGGAUUACCAUUAGGGGCAGAGUCUUCGCUAUCAACUCCGGGCUGGAAACUGAGGCCCUGAUACUCCCAAGUAGUCGGCGUGGGGUCGCUGAACGAAAUGGGCAAGAUGCGGCCCCAUUCAGCCUGGGGACUCACUCAAAAACUGGGCCUGGAGGAAGCGCCCGUGGCAGCCCUGGGAGUCUGAGGGGCCGGGCUGGCUCGUGGAGGUGGGCUGCGGUUCCCUGGUCCCUUUCCAGAGGGGCGGGGCCAAGAACUGGGCCGUCCGGGGGCGGGGUGUCUCGGAGGCGGUGCCGGGGCCCCUGUGUUUGUUGCACCGUGUCAGUUACAUUGUAACAAAAGUGGUGCAGCCGCUCUUAGGGCCAGCACUUUAGGCCCGCUCGCCACCAGCUGUCUCCGACAUGGAACCUGUGGCCAGCAAUAUCCAGGUCCUGCUGCAGGCGGCCGAGUUCCUAGAGCGCCGCGAGAGAGAAGCUGAGCAUGGCUACGCGUCCCUGUGCCCGCACCGCAGUCCGGGCCCAGCCAACAAGAGGAGGAAGCGAUCCCCCCAAGCUUCUGGCACGCUGGACAGUGGGCGGUCUGUGCACAACGAGCUGGAGAAGCGCAGGAGGGCCCAGUUGAAGAGGUGCCUGGAAGAGCUAAAACAGCAGAUGCCCCUCGGGGCUGACUGUGCCCGGUACACCACACUGAGCCUUCUGCGCUGGGCCAGGAUGCAUAUCCAGAAGCUUGAGGAGCAGGAGCAGCAGGCGCGGCGGCUCAAGGAGAAGCUGCGCAGUAAGCAGCAGAGCCUGCAGCAGCAGCUGGAGCAGCUCCGGGGGCUGGCAGGGCCAGGUGAGAGGGAGCGGCCGCGGGCAGACAGCCUGGACUCUUCAGGCCUCUCGUCGGAGCGUUCGGACUCAGACCAAGAGGAGGCAGAGGUGGACGUGGAGAGCCUGGUGUUCGGGGGCGAGGCUGAGCUGCUGCGGGGCUUCGGCGCAGGCCAGGAGCACAGCUACUCACACAGCAGAACCACCUGGCUAUGACCUUCACCGCCCCAAAGUGGGCCUCUACCCUCAGACUACUCUCCGCUCUGCCGGCAGGAGUCCUCCCCAAAGCCUCAGGGGCUGCUCGGAGUCACCUCCUGUUGCAAUGGACUAAAAGGACCCUUGUGUGGGAAUAGGUGCCUGCCCCCAACCUUGCCGCCGGCUGUCCCUCCUGGGGGAGGGGUGCCUGGGUUUCCCCUGAGCCCCAUGGGGCAGGCAGCUUAGGCCUGGGCCACUCUUCCAGGCCUUUUUUUUGUAGCACUUGGCUCUGCUGUCCCCAAGGGGGCAGGAAGUCUCUUGGGCCUUCACAUUCCUUCCUAGACAAGGCUCUCUGGCCUUUGUCCCAGAUACUGUACAGUAUUUUCAUUAAAAGCCUCUUUACUAACUUCCUGUACAUGGUCUUGCCCGAUGAAAAUGGGGAACUCCCAGCCGCAGACAAACUGGAAAAGAGGAAAUGAGAUCAGUAGCCAUUACUGACACUGUUGACCAUACCAGCCGUGUCCCUUUAAUUUUCACAGUUGGGGGCUGUCUGUCCCCAGUUCAUGGGCGGGACGAGGCUGAGUGAGAUGACUUGCCUGAGGUCCAAAGCCAGGAGAGCACAGAGUCAAGAUUCAAACUAAAGCUUUCUGACUCCAGAGCUAGGGCUGACUGAAUUCAACAAGUAUUUAUUGAGUGCCUGUUAUGUGCUAGGCAUUGUUCCAGGUACUUGGGACACAUAUAAAGGUCCCUGCCCUCAUGGAGCUUACAGUCUAGCAUUUAUUACCACUGCAUCUGCACAAUGCCUGUGACCCUGGGCACUUCACCGCGCCUCUCUGUGCCUGUCCUCAGCUGCCCGAUGCGGGAGUAAGCAGGCCCAGCUCAGACAUGGUAACAUGCCUGGUGCACUGUAAAUGGCAAACGGGACACCCACCCCCAACCCACCACCCAGACAGUAGAAAGGGCUGGAAGUUGACUUUUAAUAAUAAAGUACAAGGGGGAAAGGGUAGAGGGAUUUGAGCCGGGUGGUCAGGUGUCCUACCGCACCAGGGCCUGGGCUAGCUACACAAACUGCUGCUGCUGCUGCUGCUGCUUGGUGGCCGCCUUGCUGGCAAGGUCCUUGGCCUUCUCUGUAGCUGCCAGUGCCGUCUCCUUUGCCUUCUCCUUGGCCUCCUUGGCUGUCUCAACAAGGGUUUUGGAAGGGGCCUCACCUGCAGCAAAGGGCAGGGGCUGGCUUCAGAGGAUGCCAAGAGACCUAUUUCAUCACCCCUCCAUGACACUCACCCUCUUUGGGCCAGGCCCCACUGGAAAGGUGGUAUUUGCCCCAGGGGAGAGAUCAGGAGUCCCAGGCUUAGAGUGGGGUGGUGAUAGCCACAGACUCCACACAAAUCAGGGCAGCUAGGACUUGACUCCAGCUUCUCUUUGUGCCCAGAGCCCUCACCUUGCAGCUUGGCCAGGAUGUAUUCAAAGCCCUUCAUAGUCUUGGUCACAUUGCUUUUGAACCGGGCAAGGCCAAAUUCCUGGCAAAAGAAGAAAGGGGUAAAGCUUUGGAGCUUCCCACUGAUCCCUAGCCAAGCCUUUGUGCCAAAUGCCUGGGCCCCCAAAGACCCAGCACCCCCACAAAGCUGCUCACCUGGACAGCUCUGGAGACACCAAAUAAACUAGAGGAGACCCAGGCUUCCCGGCGGAUUUCGGUCCAGCCGCUGUUAUCAGAGUUCACACAGUAAACACAUCGUUCCUCCACCACCUGUGCGGGGAAUCAGGCCAACCACAACUGUAGGGGUGUCUUUCACUUUACCAAACUUGCACAUCAAUGUGAUCCCCUGCCUCUCUUUCACAAGGUAAGGCAAUAAAAUGAAAACGUACUUCUUUCACUUACUGUAUGCCAAAUCUGCAUUUUAGGAAGAGCAAGAACAUAAAAAAGGCCAUUUUGCUAACACCUCUCCUCUAACUCUUCAAACUAAAAGGCAUACAGACUCGAGAUCAGUAGGGUGCCUUCCAGCUCUAUCCUGGUCCUGGAUUUUGUUUGCUAGGUUUCCAUGCAGUGCUUUUAGCCUGCCUUCCACCACUACAGCUCUUGAGCUCCCAUUUCCAAAAUGGAAAUCUGGCAAUCGUCACAGCUCAUUAUCAGAGAAGUGGACCAGUAUUUCCAAAAGAAACAUUUAAAACACAUGUCUUGACAGCUGGAUCACUAUCUUUGUAAUUUAUAAAAACAGGUUAUGCCCUCAGGAUAGUCUGCUGUGAAGCCUUCAGAAAACUCUGGGGGAGAAUAUCAAGGUGCCUGCUCACUCUGUGACCUUGCAGGACACUUCCCCUCUCUGAACCUCACUUCCCUCUUUGCAUAAUAGAGAGUAAUUCCCACCUUUCCAGGGUCACUGUGAAGAUUAGCUGAGAAAGAGAAUGAAGAGUUCUCUGAAAGCUUUUAGAAUAUUCACAAGCGAGAAAAUACUGCACUAGCUUUCUUUAAAGUUUUCAAGCUUUUUUAUGUGCAAAAAAUCAAAACGUGUAUGAACCUCUUCCACCAAAAUCUCAGACAAAAAUCCAUUAUAUAAGACAGAUAAAUGUCUUAAUAAACAUCAUAAGACAGAACUCCUCUAAUUAUGGGGCAAGAGGCCCAGAACCUCUCCCCUCUGAGGCACAAAGGAAUUCCUUAUGGCUUGAUGGACUCAUGUUUGAAAAUUACCACCUCCCUUCCUCAGCAUCACUCCUGUGAGCCCAAACUAUACAUGUGCCAGGCACAGUGAGGGUACUCUGUAUUUAGUACUUGGAACAACUCUGUAGAACAGGUACCCUCAGUAUCAGUGAGUUAAAAGACUGGUCCAGAGAUACUAACCAGCUGAAAAGAUCAUCUGAGUUACACUCUAGAGCUAUCACUCCCUAGUAACAGAUCUGCCCC
Panthera uncia (snow leopard) is the source of this 6114-nucleotide messenger RNA. It is a transcript of the gene MXD3, whose product is annotated as MAX dimerization protein 3. Gene Ontology annotation, molecular function: DNA-binding transcription factor activity, RNA polymerase II-specific; protein dimerization activity; RNA polymerase II cis-regulatory region sequence-specific DNA binding. Bases 2622 to 3242 code for a protein of 206 amino acids. The record is from RefSeq and is a predicted model, not a curated record. The transcript has 6 exons. Gene Ontology annotation, biological process: regulation of transcription by RNA polymerase II. Lineage: Eukaryota; Metazoa; Chordata; Mammalia; Carnivora; Felidae.